Vigna unguiculata (cowpea) is the source of this 1235-nucleotide messenger RNA. RefSeq names its product NAD(P)-linked oxidoreductase superfamily protein. Gene Ontology annotation, molecular function: oxidoreductase activity. The record is from RefSeq and is a predicted model, not a curated record. NCBI's taxonomy places the organism in Eukaryota, Viridiplantae, Streptophyta, Magnoliopsida, Fabales, Fabaceae.
CAAAAGUUAGAAAAACACAAACUCAGAAAAAGACACAGACACAGACACAAUGAGGAACAAUCAUGUGCGUUUGAACUGCGGCAUUACAAUGCCUCUUAUAGGAUUAGGCACUUAUUCCUUCCCAAAUGAUAGGAACACAACAGAACUUGCCGUUCACAAUGCCCUUGAGAUGGGUUAUAGGCAUUUUGACACAGCGAAAAUAUAUGGUUCUGAACCAGCAUUGGGCAAAGCUUUGAAUGAGGCAAUCUGCGAGGGAGUAGUGGAGAGAGAAGACAUUUUCUUAACUUCAAAACUGUGGGGGAGUGAUCACCAUGAUCCUGUUUCUGCAUUGAAGCAAACUCUAGAGAAUGUGGGUAUGGAGUACCUAGACAUGUACCUAGUGCACUGGCCAGUGAAGUUGAAGCCAUGGGUUAACUACCCUGUACCUAAUGAAGAUGACUUUGAAAAGUUGGAUCUUGAAAACACAUGGAGAGGGAUGGAGAAAUGCCUUGAAAUGGGGUUGUGUAGGUGCAUUGGGGUCAGCAAUUUCUCUACCAACAAGAUUCAAUCCUUAUUGGAUCAUGCUUCUACAACUCCAGCUGUAAAUCAGGUGGAAAUGCAUCCAAUGUGGAGGCAAGAGAGGCUUAGAAAGACCUGUGGGGACCACAAGAUCCAUGUGAGUGCUUAUUCACCACUUGGUGGACCAGGGAAUGCAUGGGGAUCAACGGCUGUGGUUAAUCACCCAAUAAUCAGAUCAAUUGCCUUCAAACACAGAGCAACUCCUGCACAGGUUGCAUUGAACUGGGGACUAUCAAAGGGUUCAAGUGUGAUUGUGAAAAGCUUCAAUGGAGAAAGAAUGAAGGAAAAUAUGGGAUCGUUUGAUCUGAGAUUGGACGAUGAAGAUAUGUUGGAGAUUGAGAAAUUGGAGGAGAUGAAGAUUAUGAGAGGGGAGUUUCACGUUAAUGAAACCACAAGUCCCUACAAAACCAUUGAAGAACUUUGGGACGGUGAAAUUUGAAGCCAAAGACAAGGUUGUGAUCAUUUACUCCACAGGGGAAGAACAGAAUUCAAGAAAAAAUUGUUUCAGCUGAAACAUUUAGUGUCUUCAUUUCCUAAUCCUAAUUCUGAUGAUUUAGAAUGAUCAUAACAAAAGGAUAAAAGAAAGCACGUAUUUUGUACAACUAAACUUGCUUUUGCAAGUAAAUUAAAUGUACUGUAACUAUAUUUCGCUUUCUUUUGCCGCAAUUGUCAAUUUU